Molecule: messenger RNA, 1254 nt
Organism: Lucilia cuprina (Australian sheep blowfly)
Lineage: Eukaryota; Metazoa; Arthropoda; Insecta; Diptera; Calliphoridae
Product: arrestin domain-containing protein 3-like
Exons: 4
Coding region: 36-1190 (384 amino acids)
Biological process (GO): protein transport
Cellular component (GO): cytoplasm
Source: RefSeq, a predicted model, not a curated record
AAUAUAAAAUAAAAUAAUUUCUUUUUUUUUGAAAAAUGUCUUCAAUAUGUGAAUUCGAGUUAAGCAAUUCCAAUGGUGUUUACUAUAGUGGAGAAAUUCUUUGCGGUGCGAUAAUUUUAAAGACUUCAUUCGCCAAAGAUAUUAGAGACAUACGUAUCAUAUUUCGUGGCGAGGGUAAAGUAUGUUGGUCCGAAAAUCAAAAACGAAAACAUUCAGAUGGUAACUAUACAAAUGAGUCGAUUAAUUUUGUAGCAAACAAACUGUAUAUAGACAACGUGACUACGGUUCAUGGAGAAGGAACCCUACAACCCGGAACUUAUACAUAUCCAUUUGAAAUACAACUACCUCUAGAAUGUCCCACCGCUUGUGAAGGACGCUUUGGUCAUAUACGCUAUAUACUGGCGUUAAUGCUAAGAAGGCCAUCACGUUUCGAUAAUACGUUCAGUAAGCCAUUGACUGUGAUAAAAUCACAAGAUUUAAAUUUAAAUCCAUCAUUUCGGACUCCUGUUACAAGUGAGGAUAUAUAUAAUUCCAGUAGUUGGUUCUGUUUGGGCGGCAAAAUUACUGCUACACUUUCAAUACCCUUUGGAGGUUAUGCUAUUGGUCAAAGGAUAAAGUUUACACUUCAAAUCCAAAAUCAAUCAAUGUACGAUCUCAAUGGCUAUUCUAUAGAAUUUAAUCGUAAUAUGAGAUUUACUGCCCAUUCACCGCAUCUCAAAUCACGUGAUGAUAUUACCAUAUUAUAUAGAAAAACUUAUGAUAAUCUUUGUAAAACUACUCGUAUAUUUAAUGGUGAUUUUCAAAUAGUUUCUACACCACCCACUACUGAGAAUACGGGUAUUUUACGUGUAAAUUAUAUAUUACAAGUUAUUUUAAAUACAGGAGGAGGUUGUAAUGCAAAGAAAGUUAAGAGUGUAAGAUUACCAAUAUUUAUUGGUGAUGUACCAUUAAGAGAAAGUUUUGCAUCAACAGAGCCCAUUGAAAGUGAUAAUUUUAUAGCGACUACUCCAACGGCACCUGAUCUGAUUUUGGAUGAGGAAAGUGAUAAUGAUUUACCACCAAGUUAUCAGGAAUUAUGUCCUCCAUCCUUUGAAGAAGCUAUACGUAGUGGUUCACCAUUUAUAGAUAUUGAGUUAGAUGAACAUAAUCGUCAUGUAGGAUUUAGUCCAUUGUAUCCCACGUAUUCAUAAAGUAUGUUCAAAUAUAUUUUUUAUAAUUUUUAAUAAAUUUUUGUAAUAAAACUAGAAAAUUAUA